This is a messenger RNA of Siniperca chuatsi (mandarin fish), 5760 nucleotides long. RefSeq names its product protein HIRA. Gene Ontology annotation, molecular function: protein binding; nucleosome binding. The transcript has 25 exons. The record is from RefSeq and is a predicted model, not a curated record. NCBI's taxonomy places the organism in Eukaryota, Metazoa, Chordata, Actinopteri, Centrarchiformes, Sinipercidae. The coding region runs from base 243 to 3323 and encodes 1026 amino acids. Gene Ontology annotation, biological process: DNA-templated transcription; chromatin remodeling; regulation of DNA-templated transcription. Gene Ontology annotation, cellular component: nucleus; HIR complex.
ACACUUCCUGGCCUGCCUGGUGUCACCCCGCCUGUCGUCCGGGGCCGCCUGUCUGCCGCCGCUCGGCUCGGAGACUCGGGGAUGCUGCUGCAGAGAUGGAGUUGAAUCGCGAAAACAACAAAGUGUCGGACAGAGUUUGAGACAAAGGCAGGGGGGUUAGCGUUAGUUCUUCAACUGAACUGGUCGCUGGAUGGAUUUUUGUUGAAGAGAAAGCUAGGAGGAAAUACAAAUUUGGUUUGAAAAUGAAGCUGCUGAAGCCGAGCUGGGUGAGCCACAACGGCAAACCCAUAUUUUCAGUUGACAUCCACCCUGAUGGGACAAAAUUUGCAACCGGUGGGCAAGGAGAGGAUUCUGGCAAGGUGAUGAUCUGGAACAUGGCGCCAGUCCUCAGAGAGGAGGACGAGAAGAACGAAAAUAUUCCCAAAAUGCUUUGCCAGAUGGACAAUCACCUAGCAUGUGUGAACUGUGUGCGCUGGUCCAACAACGGGCUGUACCUGGCAUCAGGAGGAGACGACAAGCUGGUCAUGGUGUGGAAGAGAGCUGCAUUCAUCGGUCCAAGCACAGUGUUCGGGUCGAGCAGUAAGCUGGCCAACGUGGAGCAGUGGAGGUGUGUCACCAUCUUGAGGAACCACACUGGAGAUGUGAUGGACGUGGCGUGGUCUCCUCAUGACGUGUGGCUAGCCUCCUGCAGCGUGGACAACACCAUCGUCAUCUGGAACGCUCGCAAAUUUCCAGAGAUGGUGACAUGUCUGCGAGGACACACCGGGUUGGUUAAAGGUCUGACGUGGGAUCCAGUGGGGAAGUACAUCGCCUCCCAGGCCGACGACCACAGCCUCAAAGUGUGGAGGACGGUGGACUGGCAGAUGGACGCCAACAUCACCAAACCCUUCAGCGAGUGCGGCGGGACCACCCACGUCCUGCGUCUGUCUUGGUCUCCAGACGGUCAGUACCUGGUGUCGGCUCACGCCAUGAACAACUCUGGUCCCACCGCUCAGAUCGUGGAGAGGGACGGCUGGAAGACUAAUAUGGACUUUGUGGGCCACCGUAAAGCUGUCACUGUGGUGAAAUUCAACCCAAAGAUCUUUAAGAAGAAGCAGAAGAACGGCAGCUCUCCUAAACCCGGCUGUCCGUACUGCUGCUGUGCUGUCGGCAGCAAAGACCGAUCGCUCUCCGUCUGGCUGACCUCUCUGAAGCGCCCCCUGGUGGUCAUCCAUGAUCUGUUCGAUAAAUCGAUUAUGGACAUUUCCUGGACUCUGACAGGUCUGGGGAUGUUGGUGUGUUCGAUGGAUGGCACUGUGGCCUACCUGGACUUCUCACUGGAUGAACUGGGAGACCCGCUGAACGAGGAGGAGAAGAACAGCAUCCACCAGAACAUCUACGGUAAGAGUUUGGCUAUAACCAGCACUGAGGCUCAGCUUUCCACCACCAUCAUUGAGAACCCUGAGAUGCUCAAAUACCAGCAGGAGCGACAGAACUCGGCCCAGGCCAACUCAGGGCCGGGCAGCACCGGGCCCGAAUCCUCAGCCCCCAAACUCAACAAUAUGAUGAACGGAGAGUCUCUGGAGGACAUCAGGAAGAACCUUCUAAAGAAGCAGGUGGAGACAAGAACCGCAGACGGUAGAAGACGAAUCACACCGCUCUGUAUCGCUCAGCUGGACACAGGGGAUUUCUCGCCGGCUCUGUUCAACAGCGCUCCCAUCCUGCCCUCGGGCACCUCCACGUCCAACCAGCUCACCUCCCAGCUCAGCUCCGACUCCAGCCCAGGACAAGUCUCUUCUCUGGGGCUUAGGCCCAGCCAUGACCCCAUGCUCACCUCGCCUCCACCCAGCAGCGCCGGCAAGGGCCUGGAAGACAACAAGGAUGGUGUGAAGCCAUGUCUGCUGCUCACCUCUGCCUCCAAGAUUGAGCCAAUGAAAGCUUUGGACUCCAGGUUCACAGAGAGGUCAAAGGCCACACCGGGGGUCACAGUCGUCCUCUCCUCCACCGCUGGAAUCACGCCUCUAGACAGCAGGCCCAAAGACGGCAUCUCUGCCCUGAAAGAUGUAAAAACCAAAGAAGAUACCAGCAGCGACAGCGAGGACAAGAUGGCCACCAUCAACAAAAACCUGUCGUUCAGCAAGAGGAAACCCGAGCUGCUGAUGGACGGAGGAGAGGUGGUGGAGAAGAGGAAGAAGGGACGGCCCAGGAAAGACAAGAUGGCCGCUCCCAUCACCCAACCAUUCACUCAGAUAACUCCUCCAGCAGAGCGGGAGCCCAGCAGGGUGGCAGCUCCUCCAGCUCCUGCAGCUGCUCUUAAACUACCAACGCCAAGUAUAAAGAAGGCCUUCAAUCUGCAGGUGAGCAUGGAGCCAUCAAUGUUCCUGGAGGUGGAGAACGAGGUGUCGGUGGUUGCCGGUUCAAAGCUCAGCCAGCUGCGAUGCUCCAGAGACGGACGAGACUGGAACACGCUGCUGCCCAGCUCAGUGGUCACUGCUGCAGGGAGCAGUGACGUCCUUGCCGUCGCCUGUCAGGACAGGAUGUUGUCAGUGUUUUCUUCCUGUGGGCGGCGGCUUCUUCCAGCCAUUCAGCUGGCCACACCUGUGUCGGCUCUGCACUGCUCCGCCCACUUCGUCAUGGUUCUGACUGCUGGAGCAACGCUGUCCGUCUGGGAUGUUCAGAAACAGAAGGCUCUGGUGAAGAACGAGUCUCUGCUGACCAUUUUAUCUGGUGGCGACACCACAGUGUCUCAGUCUCUGCUGACUCAGCAGGGAGUUCCAGUCAUUGGACUGUCCAACGGGAAGUCCUACUGCUUCAGCUCCUCACUGGAGACAUGGACUCUGAUAGCAGAUAAAGGAGACUCUCUGGUCCAGUGUGCUGACUUCAGGAGCUGCCUACCUGCCCAAGAUGCACCUGUGUCCUCAGGGCCGCUGGCUGUCAUGCAGGGACGCAAUCUCAAUCUCUCUGGUCCCUGCAGUGCUGGUCGGCUGGCGUCCCGCCUCUCCUCCACCCCUCACCACCUGCAACAGAGCAUGACGUUGGCCUUCCUGGAGAAUCAGCUGGCUUCUGCUCUGACUCUGCAGUCAGCGCAGGAGUAUCGCUACUGGCUGCUCAUCUAUGCCCGUUUCCUCGUCAACGAAGGCUCAGAGUACCGUCUCAGAGAACUCUGUAAGGAGCUGCUGGGUCCUGUCCACAAAUCAGCGGCUACAGCCUGGGAGCCCACCACUCUGGGUCUACGUAAGCGAGAGUUGCUGCGGGAGGUUUUACCCGUCAUCGGUGAAAACCUGCGAUUCCAGAGACUGUUCACCGAAUACCAGGACCAGCUGGAGCUGCUGCGCAACAAAUAGCGCACACUGCUAUACACACACACACACAGACUGACACAAACACACACUUUGACUCAUCAUGAAACCAGUCCCGGCUCAGCUUGGUUCGGGUAAACUCUGACUGUUUUCCUUGGGACUUGGGAAGCUUGAAAUGUUGCUCUGGCUGAAAAACACGUCCUGGUGUUUUGUCAUAACAGCCUUUAAUAACUUUAACAACAGCCAGUCCACAGCUUUUCAAGCGCUGGGACUUUUCAGUGCUGUCGCUCACUGGGGAGAAGUGGGUGCUCGAUAUUUUUUUUUUCUAAUCAUGAUCUCAGUUUGAACUGUCGUCUUUUGUCUUUUUUCAUGCUAAAUGUCUUUUUCGGACCUAUGCACCUCUCUCCUGCACUCCUAAUCAAGAUUAACUUAAGAGAGACGGUGAUAGAAAGGUCGCAGGUUUGAUUCCUGCCACGUGCAGCAUCAGCAGCUGUGUGUCCUGUUGAAUCGUCUCAAGUCUGUUUCCCUCCUCAGAGAAACAGCAGAGGUGAGACGCUCAUUAAAGACAAAUCUAAAUCAGAAUGGACGUAAAGGAGCAAUAUGCUUGUACCAAAGUGAUGCCUUUAAGUGUAGAAAUAACCACAUACCUGUACCUGCAAGGUGAGAGAAAUGAAGGGCAUCCAGACAGGUUCGACCGGGUUUUUAAAGGCUGAAUCUGCCAAUGGGUGAAGUUUUCUGAGUAUAUUGUCUUUAAAAGUGGCAGUGCUAAUACCCAAAUGUGAGGUCACAGUGAAAAAGAUUAUUAAACGUAGACCACUGCUGGCAAUUAAAUUUAUAUGCUGAAAUAUGGUAUGGACCUCUGGGAAAUGGAGUCAGAAGGGAUCUCAGAUAUUUGGGGGGAAAGGUUUUCCUUUUUGUCACCUUGCAGCUGAUUCUAACCUGACAAAGCAUUCACACGUAAGGCAAAAAAACGUUUAAAGCAGUUCAGAUAUCAGAAAACGUAACAGGAAGCACAGCAACCUAAUUUAUGUUGUGACUGAAUUCAAACAAAAAAAAAAACAAAUCAGCUGACAUGAACAUCAGGUUAUGGUGACGCAGGAAUCCCUUGUAGAUGUGCAGUAUCGUGGAUUAGUCACAUCUUGAUCUGCAUCAGUACAAGCUGUCGAUACCAGACGCCAUUUUAAACAACUCAUGUUAAUAUACACAAUGAAUCAAUUUUUUACCUGAGCUUCAUCAGCACCUCUAAUAUCAAGAUGAUCACAUAUUUUGAAGCCGUUUUUUCAACCAAGGAUUUAGCACAAUGAGUGUGCUUACAAAGUCACAUUUAUAUUGUGUUGGAUGAAUGAAUUUAGAACCAAACUCAGUUUUCAGGCAGGUCUUAACCUUUAUCAUGACAUGUCAGAUUAUAUCAUAUUUACUGUACAUCCUGUUGUCGUCUCCGGCCUGUCUGAAGGUGUUCAGCCAGAAAACACUCAGAAAGGCAGGAAAACAGAAUAAUUUUCUUCUCAGUACGCAGAGGUUCAACAAAACCUGCACAAUGAAUCCUCUGAUCUGCAGGUUUUUCUGAGACAUUUUCAACCUCUUUUACUGUAAACUUGUGCCACAGUCGCAUCCAAACACAUUUAUUGUAAAUAUCAGUAGCAGCCUUCCUUGGCUCCACUCUCUCAUACUUGUCUUUGCAAAUCUUCAAGCUAUAUUAUGUAUCAAACAGGCCUCUGAGGUAAUCACAAACAAAAUUUUCUCUUUUUUGAAAUCCGACAGAAAUGGUUUUGGAUUUGUCAGUUAAACGUGUGAUUGUAGGAUCGUCUUAUUCUUGAAAAUGUGAUCAGAGAGGGCCAGUGGAGGAAAUGUUAUAUAUAUUAUUUGGUCUGUUUCACUUCUUGUAAAUAACCAGAUUCUCCUCGCUGCACCCCUGUCUGUUUAUCUCUGUUGCCGGGCAAAAACCACUGCAAAGACAUCCGUUUUUCAGGACUGAGGGGGCAAAAGGUUUUUGUCUGACAUCCAUUAACUUGACAUUUUAACAGGUUUCAAGGGCCCAAAGGUCAUGAAACCCAACAACACCUCAAUGAACUUCACUUCAAGAAAAAGUACUUCUGUUUUGCCUUUUUGUCUACAGCAGCAGCGAUGCACUCCUCUGCCAAUUCAGUGUGUGUAUAUAAAUGGAGAGUGUGAGCUUAGGUAGCUUGUUUACUGCUGUAUUUCACUGCACGGUGUGGAGAGCAGCACUGAGGCAGACAGACGAGUCCAGAGGAAGAACUAAUCCUCUUUCUUUACUAAUCUGUACAGCAUUUCUUUGUUACAUUUCUUUCUUCUUUUUUUUUUUUUUUGCUGUUAGUCAUUUUUAAAUGUUUGUACAAGGCAAUUUUUUUGUUUCCAUUUUCUAUAAGAAAAAGAAAAAAGGAGCAGUGACAAGCUGAAAUUUUCCUUAUGAAGAAAGAAAGUGAACAAUAAACAAAUGAGGAACAGUUGGGGGGUUUUUAAA